CUGGCCCAGGGGAACGGGGACAGAGGUGCCUUUGUGGACUGUCCUGCUCUGGGCGCCCCGUGUUACAGAUGCAUUGAGAAGCCUCAGGUGAGCGAUGGCAGGUGCUGGCGAGCGCAAAGGCAAGAAGGAUGACAAUGGCAUUGGCACAGCCCUUGACUUUGUGCUGUCCAACGCACGGUUGGUGCUGGGCGUCGGGGGAGCCGCCAUGCUGGGCAUCGCUACGCUGGCAGUGAAGCGGAUGUACGACCGGGCCAUCAGCGCCCCGACCAGCCCCACCCGACUGGGCCACUCAGGGAAGAGGAGCUGGGAGGAGCCCAACUGGAUGGGCUCCCCGCGGCUGCUCAGCAAGGACGUGAAGACGGGCCUCAGCCGCUCCCUGCAGACCCUGCCCACGGACUCUGCGGCCUUUGACUCAGAUACAUUCUGCCCACCCCGGCCUAAGCCGAUGGCCAGGAAGGGCCAGGUAGACUUGAAGAAGUCACGGCUCCGCAUGUCCCUGCAGGAGAAACUCCUCUCUUACUACCGGAACCGGGCAGCCAUCCCUGCUGGCGAGCAGGCCCGAGCCAAGCAAGCUGCCGUGGAUAUAUGCGCCGAGCUGCGGAGCUUCCUGCGGGCCAAGCUGCCUGACAUGCCACUUCGGGACAUGUACCUGAGUGGCAGCCUCUACGACGACCUACAGGUGGUGGCAGCCGACCACAUCCAGCUCAUCGUGCCCCUGGUGCUGGAGCAGAACCUGUGGUCAUGCAUCCCCGGAGAGGACACCAUCAUGAACGUCCCGGGCUUCUUCCUGGUGCGCCGUGAGAACCCGGAGUACUUCCCUCGCGGAAGCAGCUAUUGGGACCGGUGUGUGGUCGGAGGCUACCUCUCCCCCAAGACGGUAGCAGAGACGUUCGAGAAGGUGGUGGCUGGCUCCAUCAAUUGGCCGGCCAUCGGCUCCCUGCUGGACUACGUAAUUCGGCCUGCGCCGCCCCCCGAGGCCCUGACGCUUGAGGUGCAGUAUGAGCGGGACAGGCAGCUCGUCAUUGACUUCCUGCCAUCGGUGACCCUGGGUGACACUGUCUUGGUGGCCAGGCCACACCGGCUGGCCCAGUAUGACAACCUGUGGCGCCUGAGCCUGCGUCCUGCCGAGACGGCACGCCUCAGAGCCCUGGACCAGGCCGACUCCGGCUGUCGGUCUCUGUGCCUCAAGAUCCUGAAGGCCAUAUGCAAAUCCACUCCGGCCCUGGGCCCGCUCACUGCCAGCCAGCUCACCAACGUCAUCCUCCACCUGGCCCAGGAGGAGGCUGACUGGUCCCCAGACGUGCUGGCCGACCGCUUCCUGCAGGCACUGAGGGGCCUCAUCAGCUACUUGGAGGCCGGAGUUCUGCCCAGUGCCCUGAACCCCAAGGUGAACUUGUUUGCAGAGCUCACCCCCGAGGAAAUAGAUGAAUUGGGAUACACUCUCUAUUCCUCAUUGUCCGAGCCGGAGGUGCUGCUGCAGACAUAGGACAGGGAAGGCCAAAGCGGAUGUCGGGUCCGGCCCCGGCCGCCUGCAUGCUCGGCUGUGCAGUUGGUACCUCACUGGGUCCCUAGGUGCCUCCUGCCCGCUGGGCACCACGCUGGUCACUUCAUGCUGAUUAGAAUGACACCUUUUGGUCUCCUAUUUUCCCCACCCUUUCUAUUUUUGUUACCAAACACUGUGGCCCCUGUUCCCCUCUUGCCGCAGGCUGAUUGUUCUGGAAUGAAUUGAGAAGGCAGAAUGCUGGCCUGAGCUGUUGAGACCACGCUGUUUUGCGUUGGGGCCCAGGGAUCUGGCUU
Ochotona curzoniae (black-lipped pika) is the source of this 1797-nucleotide messenger RNA. RefSeq names its product mitochondrial elongation factor 1 (gene MIEF1). The transcript has 5 exons. Gene Ontology annotation, cellular component: mitochondrial outer membrane. Gene Ontology annotation, biological process: mitochondrion organization; positive regulation of mitochondrial fission. The coding region runs from base 95 to 1486 and encodes 463 amino acids. NCBI's taxonomy places the organism in Eukaryota, Metazoa, Chordata, Mammalia, Lagomorpha, Ochotonidae. The record is from RefSeq and is a predicted model, not a curated record.